Molecule: messenger RNA, 1570 nt
Organism: Gossypium raimondii (Peruvian cotton)
Lineage: Eukaryota; Viridiplantae; Streptophyta; Magnoliopsida; Malvales; Malvaceae
Exons: 7
Coding region: 341-1381 (346 amino acids)
Biological process (GO): spliceosomal snRNP assembly
Cellular component (GO): SMN complex
Molecular function (GO): protein binding; RNA binding
Source: RefSeq, a predicted model, not a curated record
UGCGCCUUAGCCACGCCCCUUUCAUAUUCAUUGCUCUGUGCCUGUAUCCCAUUUGUUUCAUUUUUCCCUCUUAACGUUUUCGCAUCAGAGCCCGGGAUUCAUUAAUCAUAGACUCUUCUCACCUGUAUUAAACUACCGCCAUUCCUUUACAUUUUGAUCCCCAAAAGAAAGGGAAAAAAAACCCAACUUGUCUUUUUUUAUUCUUUGGGUUUGUGUAGAUUUGUUAAGGAUUGUAAGGUUGUUCUCUUGUUUUGUUUUGUGAUCAAAAAAGGGUUUUCUUUUCUUUUGUUUUUUCUCCAUUGGUGUUUGGUUUGUAAGAAGUAAAAAAAGAAGAAGGAAAAUGGACAAGAAAAAGAUUGCGGUCCCACUUGUAUGUCAUGGCCAUUCACGUCCUGUUGUGGAUCUCUUUUAUAGUCCUGUCACUCUAGAUGGCUUUUUUCUCAUUAGUGCCAGCAAAGAUUCCAGUCCCAUGCUGAGGAAUGGUGAAACUGGAGAUUGGAUAGGAACGUUUGAAGGACACAAGGGAGCAGUGUGGAGUGUUUGCUUGGAUACAAACGCUUUACGGGCUGCUUCUGGUUCUGCCGACUUUACUGCGAAAGUGUGGAAUGCACUAACAGGUGACAUAUUGCACUCAUUUGAGCAUAAGCAUAUAGUUCGAGCUUGUGCUUUUUCUGAGGAUACACGCCUUCUUUUGACUGGAGGAAUAGAGAAAGUCCUCCGUAUUUAUGAUUUGAAUCAUCCAGAAGCACCUCUGAGAGAAGUAGACAAAUCUCCUGGAUCAGUCAGAACGGUUUCAUGGAUGCAUAGUGAUCAGACGUUAUUAAGUUCUUGCACUGAUAUGGGGGGUGUCAGAUUAUGGGAUGUAAGGAGUGGUAAAAUAGUUCAAACACUAGAGACCAAGUCACCUGUGACCAGUGCUGAAGUGAGUCAAGAUGGCCGAUAUAUUACAACUGCAGAUGGAGCUACAGUUAAGUUCUGGGAUGCAGACCACUUUGGGUUGGUAAAGAGCUACAACAUGCCUUGCACGGUUGAAUCGGCUUCAUUGGAACCAAAAUAUGGAAAUAAAUUCAUUGCCGGAGGAGAAGAUAUGUGGGUUCGUGUUUUUGAUUUCCACACCGGAGAUGAGACAGCAUGCAACAAGGGUCAUCACGGUCCUGUACAUUGUGUACGUUUCUCACCAGGAGGGGAAUCAUAUGCCUCAGGAUCCGAGGAUGGAACUAUCAGAAUAUGGCAGACAGGCCCUUUGACUGAUCAUGAAGAAACCAAAUCACAUGCAGCAAACGGAUCAGUUGGAAAGGUGAAGGUAUCAGUGGAAGAAGUUUCGCGGAAGAUUGGGGGCUUCCAUAUUGCAGAAGAGGGCAAGACCAAGGAGAAAGAGUAAACAAGAGGGUGAUAAUAUCGAGCAGUCUGCAGGCAUAAUUGCAUUCAGCCAACAUCUUCAACAUAGUUUUUCAUAUCAGACUUUCUUUUCUAUUUUUGUAUAAAUUCUAGUUUUGAAUUUGAUGAUAUAUAUGUAAACUUGGACUAAUGUUUUGUAAAAAGUAGUAAUGACAUCUAUACUUUAAAUUUA